Molecule: messenger RNA, 2208 nt
Organism: Myodes glareolus (Bank vole)
Lineage: Eukaryota; Metazoa; Chordata; Mammalia; Rodentia; Cricetidae
Gene: Treml2
Product: triggering receptor expressed on myeloid cells like 2
Biological process (GO): T cell activation
Cellular component (GO): cell surface
Molecular function (GO): signaling receptor activity
Source: RefSeq, a predicted model, not a curated record
GUGUGAAUGUGGGUUUCUAAAUUUGCAUAUUUUCCCCAUGAUAAAAAAAGACAGCACGUGAGUCUGUGAGAGGUUAUUUGCUACAGUGAGCAGGAGCCGCCUGUGUGAGCAGAUGGGAGUCGGAGGGUCAGGGUCAAGGUGGCCGAAGGACGCGUUUAACCAGACGUAAGACCUUCCUUGGGCAGGAGUGUCAAGGCCUGCCAAAGAGCAGCAGCUCCCGAACCUCCGAACCCAGAAGAUAACCAUAAAGUUUGCGCAGAAUGUCCCAGAAGCCGACCCUCCUGUUCCCUGGGUGGACCGGCCACGUUGGAUGAGGAGACGCCCCAAAGGAUCAGGUUUUCUGUAGAGAAUCACAGAGGUUGUGGUUGUUGAGCUUCUCCAGGCCCAGGGGCCCCAGGACUGGGUGGAACAGCCACACCUGCCGGCAGUUCUGAGGAAGAGGGCGGAAACAGCCAGCGCCCGCCCUCCCCUGGCUCUCCCCAGGCUUGCGAUAGGCUCUCCUGGGUCACUGUGUGCCACACGGCCUCACUUCCCGAAAUGGGCAACUGUAUUUUUUAGAGCCUGACAUCCUUCCCUAGUUGACCCAAGUGGCAUGCCCGGGGGCAGUGUGGGCCCUAGCCCUGGGUGACUGGAUGGAGCCAUGGCCUUCCACGUUCCUGCUGCUGCUGCUGCUUUUGUGGUUACAGAGCUGUGUCUCAGACCGUGCUCAGAAAGUCCUGUCUCCCCAGGUCCCUCCAACGAGAAUGUGUACAAGAAAGUGUGGCGGCGGGAAGGGGAGUCUCUGACUGUGCUGUGUUCCUACAAGAACCGCCGGAACCGCGCUGAGAGCAAGGCUUGGUGCAAGGUCAGGAAGAAGAAGUGCGAGCCCAGCUUCAUCCGGAGCUGGGUGAAGGGGCCCAGCUACUCGAUGCAGGAUGAUGCCAAGGCCAAGGUGGUCCACAUCACCAUGGAGGCCCUCAGAGUUCAGGACUCCGGACGAUAUUGGUGCAUGCGGAACACGGCUGGGAAUCUGUACCCCUUGGUGGGUUUUCAGCUGGAUGUGUAUCCAGCCCUCACAACUGAGAGAAACAUUCCUCGCACGCAUCUAACCAACACCCUCGAGAGUGGAUUUGUCACAACGGGCCAGGCCCCCAUUUCAGGCCCUCGUGCCCCCUUCACCCCUGACGUGACUGUGUUCACAUCUGGACUCCUCACCUUGGCCUCGGGGACCACCGAGUCAACCCCUGUGACAAGCCACAGUUUCACCAAUUCCAGUGUCACCAUCACAGAGCGCGGGAGGAGCACAAAGAACCAGCCAGUGGCCGUGUCUCCUAGCGAUGUGAGGCCCUUCUCUGCUGAUCCAGCGACCACCUCCACCGUGUCCAGACACCUGAGCAGCAGCUUGUCCACCACGGGGAUAUACCACCCGUCAACCCCCAAGAGGUCCCAGGAGACUUACCUCACUGCGACAGCGGUAGUGCUGACAUUCUUUCUGGCGCCUGUGGUGUUGGUUAUGGUCUAUAGUUUUUGGAAGAAGAGGCACAUGGGAAGCUACAGCUUGGGCAGCGACUCUGCUAAACCCUGGAUACAUCUUCCUGAAGGAUCAGAGACACUGUGGAAGCCUGCUUGGUCUAAGAUAACUCAGUGAUCUGGAGAGCUGAUGCCAAUGGACUCAGAGGCCUGAGAGGACCGAAGCCCAGACAAUGGCCCUGGGGCAGGAGCACAGUACAGCUGCCUUCCUUUCACCCAGGGCCACCAUGUCCUUCCUCAGCUUCUCUCUGUUCCCUGAAGACGUCUCCAUAUGUCUGGAGACAAGAGCCAGACUCAUGAGCCCUCAGGCAGCCGGUGUCUGUAGAGUCCUGUUCUGGAUGAGAAGGGACAGAGACGAAGACCUGGGAUCACAGACGAACUGGUACCAGGAGGUCCCAGAGCUGACCAGGGCCCUGUGUCUUCUGAUGUGUCCUGACUGUGGCUGCUGGUCCCCUCUGUCCUGGAAGCCUGAGGUUUACACAUCACUUGGUUCCUGCCUGCCAGCCUCUCUCGGGUCAGCGAGAGCCUACAGCUGCAAGACCAGCCUUUCCAAGAUGGCUGCAAAGGCUGGGCUCCCUGUCUCCAGUUGCUUCCCCCAUGCUACAGUGAUGAGCUCAUGGAGGAGACUGAGGGAACAGACUAAUCAUUGGCGUGUCUGAAGCCCCAUUGAGAGGGCCUUCCUCCAGACAGUGGGGUUGA